AUGACCAGUACAGCUGUCUCCAAGCCUGGUGCGAAAGGGGCAGCUCGCACGGUUUCUCUCCAUUGGUUCCGGAAAGGCUUGCGUUUACACGAUAAUCCUGCCCUGUUGGAGGCAUGUGAAGGAGCCACGCAUGUGUACCCCGUGUUCAUCCUCGAUCCACACUUCGCCAAGCCCGACGUCAUUGGCGUCCUGCGGUACCGAUUCAUGCUGCAAACGAUCAAGAACCUGGAUGACAAUUUGCGUGAAAUCGGUUCUCGGUUGUUCGUGGUCAAGGGUCAACCGGCGGAGGCCCUGCCCCGGCUUUUUAGGGAGUGGGGAGUGAGCAAACUCACGUUCGAAAGCGACACCGAGCCCUACGCCAAGGUCCGCGACCGACACGUGUGCGAGCUUGCCGCGAAGCACCAGGUGCAUGUCCAGACUUUCCCCUCGCACACCCUUCACGACCCCGAGGCUUACGUGGCGCGCCUGCAGGGGAAGGAUGUGCCCACAGUCUACCAGUCCUUCGUGAAGCUCUUCGCCUCCAUGGGCCCCGUGGCCCCCGUGGCUUCGACUGUUGACGCCAAGCGGCUCCCACCCCCGGCGCCGGAGUAUUUGUCGGGUCAAGACGGAAAGAAGGCUGGCCAAGGGAACGGGCAUGCUGGAGGCGAGGAGAUAGAGGAAGACCGGACACGAGGCGACGAUUUCUCCGUCCCUGAUCUCUCGGGAAUAGGCUACCCGGAGACGGAUGCCCCUACCCUGUAUCCCGGGGGGGAGACGGCGGCCCUGGCCCGGAUGCAGGAGCAUCUGGCCAAUGUCAAGUACAUCGUCACGUUCGAGAAACCCAAGACCUCUCCCAACGCCCUCCGGCCCUCCACGACCGUCCUCUCUCCUUACUUGAAGCACGGGGCCCUGUCCUCCCGCCUCUUUUACCACUCCCUGCGCUCCAUCCUUGCGCAGCACAAGGGCCCCCACACCCAGCCCCCAGUCUCCCUGGUAGGGCAGCUGCUCUGGCGCGAGUUCUUCUACCUGCAGGGGCACGCCACGCCAAAUUUCGACAAGAUGGUGGGGAACCCGAUCUGCCGACAGAUCCCAUGGGGGAAGAACGCGGAGCUUCUGGGCGCCUGGGAAGAGGCGCGGACCGGAUACCCUUUCAUUGACGCGUGCAUGACGCAGCUCCGGGAGGAAGGCUGGAUCCACCAUCUGGCCCGGCACGCCCUGGCGUGUUUUUUGACUCGGGGGGACCUGUGGCAGAGCUGGGAGGAAGGGGCGAGGGUGUUUGAGAAGUACUUAUUGGACGCCGACUGGAGCGUGAAUACAGGGAACUGGCUCUGGCUCUCGGCGUCGGCCUUUUUUCACCAGUACUUCCGGGUCUAUUCCCCCGUGGCUUUCGGGGCCAAGACGGACAAGGAGGGCGAGUACAUCCGCAAGUAUCUGCCGGUGCUGCGGAAAAUGCCAAUCAAGUACAUUUAUGAACCUUGGAAAGCCCCCAAAGGUGUCCAAGAAACAGCGGGCUGUGUGGUGGGCCGAGACUACCCUCACCCGGUGGUCGACCAUGCCACUGUCAGCAAGCAGCUGAUGGGCAAGAUGAAGGCGGCUUACGACGCAAACAAGGAGGGGGGGGGCAAAGGGGGGGAGAAGUCUGGCGAGAAGAAGAGGCCGGCGGGGGAGGACGGAAAGGGGGGUAAGACUAAGAAGCGGGCCUAA
Nannochloropsis gaditana CCMP526 is the source of this 1683-nucleotide messenger RNA. It is a transcript of the gene CRY, whose product is annotated as cryptochrome. Gene Ontology annotation, biological process: circadian regulation of gene expression; entrainment of circadian clock by photoperiod. The record is from RefSeq and is a predicted model, not a curated record. The transcript has a single exon. The coding region runs from base 1 to 1683 and encodes 560 amino acids. Gene Ontology annotation, cellular component: nucleus; cytoplasm. Gene Ontology annotation, molecular function: DNA binding; FAD binding.